This is a messenger RNA of Aspergillus aculeatinus CBS 121060, 1782 nucleotides long. Its product is annotated as NDT80/PhoG-like DNA-binding family protein. Bases 1 to 1782 code for a protein of 593 amino acids. Gene Ontology annotation, cellular component: nuclear chromosome. The transcript has 2 exons. NCBI's taxonomy places the organism in Eukaryota, Fungi, Ascomycota, Eurotiomycetes, Eurotiales, Aspergillaceae. Gene Ontology annotation, molecular function: DNA binding; DNA-binding transcription factor activity. The record is from RefSeq and is a predicted model, not a curated record. Gene Ontology annotation, biological process: meiotic cell cycle; positive regulation of transcription by RNA polymerase II.
AUGGAGGGCUUUGACACUAUGUCUAUGCCCUAUUUGGCCAGCCCGCUUUCCUUGAGCAAUCUCCAGGGGUCCGACUACCUCCAUUCUAUGCCUGGUAUGGACAUGCAUGACCAGCGAUCAACUUUCGAGUCGGAGCCCUUCAUUAGCGGCGACGACAUUACCUUUACUCAACAUGGUGUACCCCCCACAAGCUUGAAACGCUUUCCGUCAGACUACCAGGACCCCUUCACAGAUAUAGUGCCAACCUUUGACCCUGCUCCUCCAGAGCAACCUCCAGACUCUUCAAUCGACCACAACAACAAGCUCUUAAGCUUUUCACUUCCGGCCUACAGUUUUACAUUGCUUGACUACUCACUGCGGCGCACCUCGGUUUCUCUUGCAGCCCAACUGCAUGGCAUGUUCUUCCUCGCCGAGUCGCCCUGGACUACCUCGCCCACAGAGAAUGCUUUACCCCAGCAAGGCGCGGAGCUGACCUGCUAUCGGCGAAAUCUCUUUCAAAUCACCGGCUCGGUGACCCUGCCACGAAGCUUGAGAUAUAUUAUGACGGAGCAAGGCGACCGAAUACCUAUCCUUGCCCAAGAAUUGACUGUUUCAGCUACCGAGUCGGUCGAAGGUAACUCGGUCAAGAUUAUCUCGGUACCUUGGAAGACACCAGCCGCAAAUCAGAAUCAAUCAACAGAUGAGAGCAGCGUCACAGCAAAUGGCAUGAGUGCCAACCCAAGCACCGCUAAUCCCAAAGUCGAAAAAGAGCCGCCACCGAUCCCGUUGGACAUUAUGGCUGGUCAGGAUCUUGAUACCGACUAUGCGACUUUUCCGAUUGCAUGGAAGCGACUACAAUUUCGCGUCGCGACUGCCAAUAAUGGUCGAAGAAAAGAGCUCCAACAACACUUUGUCGUUCGAUUGAAAGUCAUUGCUACCUUGUCUACUGGAGCCAGAAUUCCCAUUUGCGAAGUACAGUCAGGUCCUGUCAUUGUUCGGGGUCGUAGCCCACGCAAUUUCCAAUCCCGCAAGGACUUGCCUCUGAGCGGCAGCGCUGCUGCUUCACGAAAGAAUAACCAAUCCACUGCGGUGAACCGAACACCGACCAGUGAAUCUGUCCCGUCUUCUAACCUAACACCGGCUAAAGCCAAGGCGACGGUGAAAAGUAGCUCACCUGAGACCGCAGUCUCUCAAGGCAGUAUAGCUCCUCCUCCUCCACCGGCUACCGCCGACUGGACACAGAUCUCGCCUGCCGUGGGGGGAACAACAGCUUCCGCACCAUUGCCUCAUUCGUCUGUAUAUGCUCAAUCGAGCCCAGAUUUCCCGCGACCUACGGAUACACAGCGGCUUCACAAUAGCAUUCCGGCUCCCAUCAACUUGUCCCUUUUCGACGAGGACGAGAGCGGAGAAAGCGUCAACAUUCAUGAUUCAGCCAGAGCAGCUGCAUCGUACAGCAAUGACGUAUCGCAUAGGGAUUCCAAUAUAGACGUCACUGCACCCCCAGCAAAAAUGCGGAAACUCUCCCAUGGCCCGCCCCAAGCGCCAUCUCGAUCUGCCUCUUCGUCGCUGCCCCUACUGGGUAGUACGAACAUGCAGCAAUCAUUUGCGUCUACGCUUCCCUUCCCCAAUGAAAGUGCUGAUUUGUUGUACGAGUACUUUCCGUUGGGGCUGGAUGAUUGGCAGGCGCCUGUUGAUGCUGUUUACCGACCGCAUGUAGUGCAUCACACCAAUCUGCCGGAGGUCAAAUUUGUGGCCGCGCGAGGAAGAAGCAAGCGAUAUUUUGCUGCAGAAGACGUCUUCUAG